ACACUCGCACACACACCGGCGAAGUCAAAAGGUAGUAGCAAAAUCUUUAGCGUCCAUCUCUGGGUGUGCGCCAAACACCUCAGAAAAACUGAAACGAACUGAAGGGCCUCGUCUAGAUUGACCAACCAAAUUCAUCUCAGUCUGGCUUCAAGGCCAUGGCUGCAAAGAAAGUUAUAGCAAUAUGUCAAUCCGGAGGAGACUUCGUGACGGAUAAGGAUGGGAGUUUAUCGUACAGUGGCGGAGACGCGUAUGCAGUUGACAUUGAUCAGCAAACUCUGCUGAGUGAUUUCAAGUCUGAAAUAGCGGAGAUGUUUAGCUGUAGUGCUGAUACAAUGUCGCUCAAGUAUUUCCUUCCGGGCAAUAAGAAGACGCUCAUUACAAUCUCUAAAGAUAAGGACCUGCAGCGGAUGGUCAAUUUCCUGGGGGAUUCGGUCAGUGUGGAUGUCUUUGUCAUCUCGGAGGAAACUGCUGCUCGAAAUACAUCCAACAUGCCUGCUAGUAGGUCAAGCCGGACAACUGUAUCCGAAGCAGUAGUUCCUGUUGCUGAGCAGCUUGGCCUUGUUGAUGCGCCAGUUGAUACUAGCAUUGCCAUUGAUCAAAUUGAUACAAAACCUCCACAUGAAAUUCCUAUUUGUUCUGUUUUCCCAAGUUCUUCUCAUGAUGAUAAGCAUCAUAAAGCUGCACAACAGUGGGAAAACACCAUCACCGGAGUGGACCAACGGUUUAGUAGUUUCAGUGAAUUCAGAGAAGCAUUGCAUAAGUAUUCAAUUGCGCAUGGGUUUGCUUAUAGAUAUAAGAAAAAUGACAGUCAUCGAGUCACAGUGAAAUGCAAAUCCCAAGGUUGCCCAUGGAGGAUAUAUGCAUCAAGGUUGGCCACUACACAGUUAAUUUGUAUCAAGAAAAUGAACACAGAUCAUACAUGUGAAGGGGCUGCAGUAAAAGCUGGGUAUCGGGCAACUAGAGGUUGGGUGGGAAGUAUCAUAAAGGAGAAAUUGAAAGUUUCCCCAAACUACAAGCCAAAGGAUAUAGCAGAUGACAUCAAGCGAGAGUAUGGCAUUCAGUUGAACUACUCUCAGGCAUGGCGAGCGAAAGAGAUUGCGAGGGAGCAGCUUCAAGGUUCCUAUAAAGAGGCCUAUAAUCAGUUGCCUUAUUUUUGUGAGAAGAUAAAGGAAACUAAUCCAGGGAGUGUUGCUACAUUUGCCACUAAGGAGGACUCGAGCUUCCAUCGCUUCUUUGUAUCUUUCCAUGCAUCAAUUUCAGGUUUCCAACAAGGUUGCCGCCCUCUCCUUUUCCUUGAUAGCACUCCUUUGAACUCUAAAUAUCAAGGAGAUUUGUUGUCUGCAACAGCUGCAGAUGGUGAUGAUGGUAUCUUUCCUGUAGCAUUUGCUGUCGUGGAUGCUGAGACUAGUGAAAACUGGCAUUGGUUCUUAUUAGAACUGAAAUCUGCAGUGUCAACAUCUCAGUCAAUUACAUUUGUUGCAGAUUUUCAGAAUGGUUUGAAAGAGUCAUUGGCUGAGGUAUUUGAUAAAUGCUACCACUGCUUUUGUUUGAGGCAUCUUGCUGAGAAACUUAACAAGGACUUGAAGGGGCAAUUUUCUCAUGAGGCAAGACGGUUUUUAAUUAAUGAUUUUUAUUCUGCUGCUUAUGCGCCUAAACUGGAGGAUUUCCAGCGUAGUGCUGGGAACAUAAAAAGUAUUUCACCUGAUGCGUACGACUGGGUUGUACAAAGUGGACCAGAGCACUGGGCUAAUGCAUUCUCAUUAGGAGCCAGGUACAACCACAUGACUUCAAACUUUGGACAGCAAUUCUAUAGUUGGGUAUCAGAGGCACAUGAGUUACCGAUUACACAGAUGAUUGAUGUGUUACGAGGUAAGAUGAUGGAAACCAUAUAUUCUCGGAGGGUGGAGUCCAACCAAUGGGUGACAAGAUUAACACCAUCUAAGGAGGAAAAGCUUCAACAAGAAAUGGAAACUGCUCGAUCACUUCAAGUGUUACUCUCACACGGUAGCACAUUUGAGGUUCGUGGAGACUCUGUUGAUACUGUUGACAUCGACCAUUGGAAUUGUUCCUGUAAGGGAUGGCAACUUACUGGUCUGCCUUGUUGCCAUGCUAUUGCUGUCUUUGAAUGCAUUGGUAGGAGCUCAUAUGAUUACUGCUCCAGAUACUUCACCCUCGAGAGUUACCGUUUAACAUAUGCAGAAUCAAUCAACCCUGUUCCGAAUGUAGACAGACCACUAGCAAUCCCAGGCGGUGAAUCAAGCCAGGCAGUAGCAGGAGUUACCGUUACCCCUCCACCUACCAAACGGCCACCAGGGCGGCCAAAGCUGAAGUCAGCCGAAUCAAUAGACAUAAUAAAACGCCAGCUCCAGUGCAGCAAGUGCAAGGGCCUUGGCCACAAUAAGAAGACAUGUAAAGAUCCUAAUGUUAUUUUAGAACUGCCGGGGUAGGUUGCUUCAGCUUUCAACCUGUGUAUAUUUUUGACAUUUUUUGAUCGACAGUUUAGGAUUUGUGAUUUUCAAGCUUAAAAUAGUUCGGGAACUUCAUUUUAUUGGUAGAACAAUCCCGUAUUAAUUUUGCAGUUACGCCAUUAGUAUCAUUAUCACAGUUGAUCUAUACAUACUUUUUGAAUUGUUCUUAAGCUC
This is a messenger RNA of Rosa rugosa (rugosa rose), 2642 nucleotides long. RefSeq lists its product as uncharacterized. The transcript is spliced from 3 exons. Gene Ontology annotation, molecular function: zinc ion binding; protein binding. The record is from RefSeq and is a predicted model, not a curated record. The coding region runs from base 156 to 2447 and encodes 763 amino acids. NCBI's taxonomy places the organism in Eukaryota, Viridiplantae, Streptophyta, Magnoliopsida, Rosales, Rosaceae.